ACCUGAUGACCUGGCCAGCAUGGUUGUCCUGAAUCCAAUGACUUUGGGAAUUUAUCUCCAACUCUUCUUCUGCUCCAUCAUGUCUCAGCCAACUUUCAUCAACAGUGUCGUCCCAAUCUCAGCAGCCCUUCCUGGCCUGGAUCAGAAGAAGCGGGGCAGCCACAAGGCAUGCUGCCUACUGAUGCCCCCGCCACCCCCACUCUUCCCACCGCCAUUCUUCAGAGGCAGCCGAAGCCCGCUUCUCUCCCCAGACAUGAAGAAUCUUCUGGAACUUGAGGCCUCACCAUCACCCUGUAUUCAAGGCUCGCUCGGCUCUCCUGGGCCCCCUGGGCCCCAGGGUCCACCUGGGCUUCCUGGCAAGACAGGACCAAAGGGAGAAAAGGGGGAUCUUGGCCGCCCAGGAAGGAAGGGUAGACCUGGAGCCCCAGGUGUUCCUGGCAUGCCUGGGCCUGUUGGCUGGCCAGGCCCUGAAGGACCCAGGGGAGAAAAAGGCGACCUGGGUAUGAUGGGCCUGCCAGGGUCAAGAGGACCGAUGGGCUCUAAGGGCUUCCCUGGAUCCAGAGGGGAAAAGGGAUCCAGAGGUGAAAGGGGUGACUUGGGUCCCAAAGGAGAAAAGGGUUUCCCUGGAUUUCCUGGAAUGUUGGGGCAGAAAGGUGAAAUGGGUCCAAAGGGAGAAUCUGGGCUAGCAGGACACCGAGGCCCCACAGGAAGACCAGGGAAACGAGGCAAGCAGGGUCAGAAGGGAGACAGUGGAAUUAUGGGCCCACCAGGCAAGCCUGGGUCUUCUGGUCAACCUGGCCGUCAAGGUCCUCCAGGGCCUCCAGGGCCCCCAGGCCCCCCAUAUGCAGGACAACUUGUAAUGGGACUCAAAGGGGAAAGAGGAUUUCCAGGCCCUCCAGGAAGAUGCCUUUGUGGACCCCCUGUGAAUGUGAAUAACCCCUCCUACGGGGACUCCAUGUAUGGGCGCAGCUCCCCUCGAGUUCCCGCGAUUUUUGUGGUCAACAACCAGGAGGAGCUGGAGAAGCUGAACACCCAGAAUGCCAUUGCCUUUCGAAGAGACCAGCGAUCUUUGUACUUCAAAGAUAGCCUUGGCUGGCUCCCCAUCCAGCUCACCCCUUUCUACCCUGUGGGUUACACCGUAAAGCAGCAUGGCACCUGUGGGGAUGGGGUCCUGCAGCCCGGGGAGGAGUGUGACGAUGGUAAUCCUGACGUGAGUGACGGCUGCAUUGACUGUCAUCGGGCCUACUGUGGAGAUGGUUACCGGCACCAGGGCGUGGAGGACUGUGACGGCUCUGACUUUGGCUACCUGACCUGCGAGACCUAUCUCCCUGGAUCAUACGGAGACCUUCGGUGUACCCAGUACUGCUCCAUCGACUCCACACCCUGCCGAUACUUCACGUGAGAGACUGCAGGAACAGGUGGGCUGCAGCCCAUGGAACCGAUGGCUGUUCUUUACCCUUCACAUCAAGCUGGCCUUGCCCUCUCCUGGGACAGUGCCCAUUGACCUUCAUGUGACAAAACAAGGAUAUAUUCUUGCUGCUACGACAUGCUUUUAACUCAGUAUGACCGGAAGAGUUUUGGACCACUGAAUCCUGUCUUAAUUUAAAGAACCAGGAACCUUCUAUGUGCCCACCCUAGAAACUGCUCCCCCUCCCCCAAUCUGGCUAAACAGCUGGCUGUAAUGCCUUAUCUCUUCUGGAAAGAUGCUGGCUCAGGCCAUGGAUUUGGCUUAGUACUGUUAAGCAUACAGGUAUCUACAGGCCUGGUGUGGUUUGUUCUGGUCUCAUCCAGGUUUAGGGGUGCUCAUGCCCAGGCUUCUGCACCUCCAAGCACACCUAUUCUGACCCAAGGCAGCCAGCUGUUGGGUCUCUCAAGAUUUAAAAACCACAAAACAGGAGGUGAGCAUAUUCUCUUGGUGCAGCUCCCAACUUCAGACCUGCUGAGGGACCCUUCAACUGGCCACAGCCUGGGUCAACUUCAUGUUGAUCUGUCAGAGGUACUGAGAAAGCCACGAGGUCCAAGCUUAGUCCCAAGAAGAGGAUGAAGACUCAACUGAGUCACUUGCCAUGUGACCCCUACCAGAACAGAAACCUUCUUCCUCUUGAAGUUCUCCAAGGGUGCCAUCUUGACCUUGUGACUCUCUCUGCAUCUUGACCUCUGUCUUGACAGUGCCCUUCACAACUGUGUCCUGUGUGGGAGACACAUCCCAAACAUCCUCACAAGGGCAUGUGCUGAUAUUUCCUCAUGCUGGCUUCCCUGGUUUGGGUCUCCACAGCUGAGUCAUUGUUGGCUGCAGGAAGGGCCCUGUGACCCUCUUCCAUGCACAUCUUGCAUACCCCUUGUUCCCUCAUUGUGUGCCCAACCUCUUCCUUUUUCCUGGGAUUCUUUUUCCUAAACCCUGCAUAUCUGAUAACUGCCUUUCCCAUAAUUCCUGAAUGGGGUUUGGCUCUAUUUGGGGAAAACAUUGCUUUUUGUCCCCCUCCCCAAUACUCACACCUGCCUUGCCACUACAUAGGCUGCCUCUGGGCUGUUCAAAGCUCUUCAGUGAGCCUAAGUCUUGGGAACUCAGCAGGUGGCACCUUCUCACCCAGCAAGUCAGAGCUGUGAACUGUAUUUCCUGAGAGAAAUCAGCCUGAGGCUGUCUUCACAGGCAGACAUCUAUGCUAUUUACUCUUCUGGAGCUUCCGGGUGGGCAAACAAGGAAUAAAGGUGAUUCUUGGCUGUGGCCCACUC
Messenger RNA from Grammomys surdaster, 2733 nucleotides. It is a transcript of the gene Colq, whose product is annotated as collagen like tail subunit of asymmetric acetylcholinesterase. Lineage: Eukaryota; Metazoa; Chordata; Mammalia; Rodentia; Muridae. The transcript has 18 exons. The record is from RefSeq and is a predicted model, not a curated record. Gene Ontology annotation, molecular function: heparin binding. The coding region runs from base 20 to 1402 and encodes 460 amino acids.